UCCCCGGAUUGAGUAGAAAUGAUUUAGUCGGAGAGUAUCGGGACUUCACGCUUUCUCUUUCUUUUCUUUUGUUUACUCGAUUAUUUCUUAUCAAAAUAUUGAUUCCUCUGUCCGUGGUGCUGAAUUUUAUCAUUUGAAUCUAAUGUUGAUCGGCGCAGUGCAACAAUUUUUCCCUCGGUUUGAGCUUUCGCAUUUAUUUUUGUAAAGUUAAAUUAUUAUUUCACUAUUGGGGGGACCCUGUCAAUCCGUCCUAAUAAAAUGCAACUGAGCGAGUAAGACGGAAGGGACCCUGACUGUAGGCUGGCAUCAUUCUUCACCUAUUUUUGAGUCUAAAGGGGCGGUGUAAGUCAGACAAACAGGAGAGUUUAUUGCGCACAGAUAUCCAGCUUUACGCAACACUUGAUUGCAUGUUGGUGGACUGUGUUUUACUUUGUUUUUAUCUGAAAGCUAACAACAUAAGUGAAACAUCUGUCAGAGUAAAACUUUUUUGAGUGCGAGCGCAGAGCAGGUGGACCUGGAACAGCAUCUGUCAUGGGAGCGCACGGAUGGAGCGCGGUGCGUAUGGGGAUCGCAGUUUGUGGAUACUUGGCGUUUUUCUGCACUGAGUUCGUCCCGGUCACUGAAGCCGGCUGCAGGGAGAGGGGGAACCAGAACUGCUGCCCCAGCCGAGACAACGAAUGUUUUGAGUACACGAGGAGAAAAACGGUGUGCUACUGCGACAGCUACUGUCAAAAAACCAGAGACUGCUGCGAAGACUACCAACACGUGUGCCAAAUAUCUGCAGCUAUCGACUGUGCGGUUGGAUCAUGGGGUCCCUGGUCGUCAUGCUCCUCUCCGUGUGGAGUCGGCAGCAAGGAGAGGAGUCGCCAAGUGUCCACUCCCCCGAGAAAUGGAGGAACCCCUUGUCCAGAUCUCAGACAGAGACGAGGGUGUUACGGAAACAACGUCAUAUGUAACAAUGCCAAAGAGGUGGCAAAGAUCCUGCCUGAUUCUUUCAAGAGGAACUUCAAGGACCCUUGGAGGAGACCUCACAUGCUGAUGAAGGAGGAGAAGGACAGUUACUGUGUGUACCUCAGGGUGAAGCAGGCCAGUGCUGCAUGCAAGCUCAAGCUGUGGAGUGCUCAGCUGGUGCAAGAGCGGCUGGUCUGUGCAGAGUGUCAAAAUGAUGCCAUGUCAAAAUCUGAUCGCUGCGCAGGAGACGGCAUGGAAGGCAUUAGAACCUUCUGGACUGCAGCUCCUGGUUGUCAUGGUUCCUGGAUGCGGGAACUAUCCUCUGAGCGCUGCCGCUGUCCUCCUUACUCUGUCCUUUUUGUUUGAGCCGAUCUGAUUGUAGGGCUCUGAUUGCCCUCAGAGAGCCUCUUCCAGCUGAGAAGAGCCCUGUAGGGGAAACCAGACCUUUCUGUCCUGAUUUCUGGAUAGACAACUCAUGGAAAACAGCUGCAUCCUGCCACUUGUCAUCUCAUCCUCUGUACUGUAUAUCCCAGUAAUUAAUCACAUUGAAAUUCUUGCAUGUCUUCUCUUCAAGUUUGAAGCCACAUAGCUGCACAUCGAAACCACUGCGAAACCUACAUUGUUAUACCUCUGGAUCUUUGCUAUCUACCUCCAUCAAUGCAAAUGUGUAUGCUAAUGCAAAAAUGUAUAAAUCUGAAAAAUCUUGUAUUUUUAUUCAUACAUUUUAUACUUGUGUUGGUUUCUGUGUACUUUGUAUGUGCCUUAAUAGCUAAACCUUGUGUAUCUAAAAGUUAAAGACAAAAGAGCAGAUGCUGCCCAUAGUUUUAAAAGAAAUCAUCCAAAAAGCUCUAAACAUCUGUGCUGAAGAUGAUGUAAAUACUGAUAAAAUAUAUGCAUGCUCUACAAUUUCAUUUUUACAAAUAUUUCAUGAAAAAGUACAACGAUUGGGAUGACUGGGUACUGAUCACUCAGGUGUAUCUGAGAUGUCAUUUAGGCUCUCUCCUCUUCUGUCUGUUCUCAUGGUUUCUAUAUAAUAAUCUGUAUUUAAGUCUUUCAUUCCUCAAACUGAUUCUUUAAGAGUAACAAUCUGAAACUUCAUUGAUAAAUUCCUUAGUGUCUAACUCACUCAGCAACAAUGUUUAGGAAUCUGAAGUGUGCGUUUUCUGACGACAGGUAUUUUAUUUUUUUUGCUGUAGCUCAUUCUCAAAAAGUUAUAAUAAUAAUGCUCUUACAGUGCUCUGUCUAAAAAAGGCAUAGCUUUAGCUUUUGUUUCUCUACUUUAUCAGCAUGGUAGGCUUUGUUUUCAUGUGACUUGUUGAUCAUUUUACUGGUAUAACUUAUUUUAGUGCAGCACAAGUUAAUCGUAUGAAGACAAGACUCUUAAAAGAAGCAGUUCUUUUGAACAUUGUAAAUCUGUUUCAGCUACUUUUUGUGCCAGUCUAAAGGGGAUAACUCAGCAGUCCAUAUAAGGUCACAUUACACAGGAAAAGCAGGAUCUGCAUCAGCCACUACAGUCUUUUUUCACAAGUCCAACGGGUUAAAAACAUUUAGUUUGUUAAAAAAUUGUUUAUUUCAAAUGAAGAACGUAUUAUUGUCGGUCUAUAGUUAAAUUUUGUAAGUCGUUCACAGAAAAAUGAUCUGUCCCUUUUGGGGGUACGUGUUGUUAAAAAGAUCAGAGACAACAUACAAAGAAACACUAUCAAGAAAUAAGCCCAGUCAGGGUUCCAGGCAAAUAUCAGAACAAUGUUUUGGAAAAUUGAGCCUUAUCAAAUAUUUUCAUGAGAUCCUUCUUAAGACAGCAAGAAACCCCACCUUCAAGUAUGUUUUCGCUCAUACCGGCUCUGCUCACAGGGGAGCUUAAUCAACAGAGCAUCAGCCAGUAUAAACAACACAUAAAGCCAAGUUACUCCCAUGCAAUUAAUUAACUGAAUCUCCUCCCAAAACUUCCCACAUCUUCUUGUUUUUCUUUCUCAUUGCCUUGAUGUCUGAUCAAAAUAAACUGCAUAUUAACUGCAACGAUACAAAUUUAACUCAGCCAGUCAAUAAGUUAAUGUUUCAGUUACAGCUGUUUUAACAAGCAAGCUGAUAUAUCAGUAAAGGGAUUUUUGUAUCUUUCUUACAUCUUUGAUUUACGUUUUGUAUUUAAUAUAUAUGAAUUAAUAAUUUUUGAUAGUACAACACCAUACAAUAUCUAAUAGUGAAAUUAAACAAUUGUACUGUGUAUUCUGAAUAUAUAAUUGCCAGUUUGGUCACAUUUCAGUGAUGUGUGCUUUCUUCCUGCAUUGCCAUUUAUCACUUUUCCACUAUUCAGUAACAGUGACUACAGCAGUGGUAAGUAUAUCCCCCAGUUUGACUAGUUUUUACAAGCAACAAGAAAAGCAACAUUUACAAAACCAUAAUAAAAGCCAACAUAUAACCGUGAA
This is a messenger RNA of Poeciliopsis prolifica (blackstripe livebearer), 3374 nucleotides long. Its product is annotated as somatomedin-B and thrombospondin type-1 domain-containing protein. The record is from RefSeq and is a predicted model, not a curated record. The transcript is spliced from 5 exons. Lineage: Eukaryota; Metazoa; Chordata; Actinopteri; Cyprinodontiformes; Poeciliidae. The coding region runs from base 532 to 1317 and encodes 261 amino acids.